AUGUCUUCAAAGAAAAAAGAUCAACCUUGUGGAGCUGAUAACAGAAAAAAGAGAAAAAUGAAAGAUGACCAAGCAAAAUCUCAAGAGAACGCUUUAUUCAGGUACUUCAAAAAACCUGCACCUUCUGAUGGAUUAGUAGAAAAUAAUGAUACAGAACAUGUGGUUCUUGGAGAUGAUGGAGUGGAUGAGAAUAUAAAUGAGUAUCAAAGAGAAGAAGCAGGUGUUGAACCAGAAGAUGUCAAUGCAGUGAAUGAAGAAGAUGAUGUGAAUAAGAAUGAACAUCAGAAGAGUGAUAAUCUGAGGGAGUCUUGUGGAUUUUUUGACAUAUAUGAUCCUGGAAAUUGGGAAAACAUCAAAAAGGGAUGGAAUGAGUGGAGGGAUUUUAUGGUUGUACAAGGUCCAUCAAAAAGACUGCCACUUGAUCAUAAUUUUCCCAAAGAUAGUCUUAAGAGACAUUUUUCACAUUUGCAUUAUACAAGAGAGAUGGGUGAUGGAACAAAACAAGAUCGACGUUGGCUAGUUUACUCUAAGUCUUUGAACAAGAUCUUUUGUUUUUGUUGUAAAUUGUUCAAUCACAGUGACAAUAGUCAAUUGGCAUCUACGGGCUUUAGUGAUUGGAGGAAUGUUAUGAGAAGGCUCAAAGAACAUGAAUCUAGUCGUGAACACAUUUUGUGUAUGAAACAGUGGGCUGAACUAGAUCUCAGGCUGCAAAAGAAUCAGAUCAUUGACAAAUAUGCUCAAUAUGAACUCAACAAAGAGAAAAUUCAUUGGAGACAAGUGUUGCUUAGGAUUAUUAUUGUGGUGAAAACGCUUGCUAAACAAAAUUUAGCGUUUCGGGGAAGCAACGAGAAAAUUGGAAAAGAAGGUUGUGGGAAUUUUUUAAGUUUUAUAGAGAUGAUUGCUGAUUUUAAUCCUGUGAUGAUUGAGCAUCUAAGAAGAUAUAAAGAGGGUGUAUCUCGUAAUCAUUAUCUCAGCAACAGAAUUCAGAAUGAGUUAAUAGCUUUGUUAGCCAAUGAGAUCAAAGGUAUGAUUGUCAAAAAAAUUCAAAGUGCAAAGUACUUCUCUGUGAUUCUUGACUGCACUCCAGAUAUUAGUCAUCAUGAACAAAUGACUGUCAUCAUUCGAUGUGUAGAUGUUUCAACAACUUCAACGAGGAUCGAAGAAUAUUUUUUAACGUUCUUAAAAGUUGAUGAUACAUAUGGUGAAAGACUUUUUCUUAAGUUUCAAGCUGUUUUGGCUGCUUUUGAUUUAAAAAUUGAUGAUGUGAGGGGACAGGGUUAUGAAAAUGGCUCUAAUAUGAAGGGAAAGCAUAAGGGAGUACAAAAAAGAUUUCUUGAUAUAAAUCCCAGGGCGUUUUAUACACCAUGUAGUUGUCACAGUUUGAAUCUUGCACUUUGUGAUAUGGCAACCAUUUCUCCAAAGGCAAUCUCAUUUUUUGGGAUUAUUCAGUGUACUUAUAACUUCUUUUCAUGUUCAGUUAAGCGGUGGAAAAUAUUUGAAGAUCACGUGGAUGGCCUUACACUUAAGGCUUUAUCACACACUCGUUGGGAGAGCCAUGUGGAAAGCGUUAAGGCAAUACGGUUUCAGGCUCCUAAAAUCAUGAAUGCGUUAGUGUAUAUUGCUGAAAAUAGUGAUGACCCGAAAGAGCAGAGUGAAGCUGAAUGUCUUGCAAUAAGUGAAACACAUGGAAUUGGAAGUUUUGAGUUCUUAGUUUCCUUGGUUAUUUGGUAUAAUCUUUUAUCUGUUGUUAACAUUGUGAGCAAAAGUUUGCAGUCAGAAGACAUGAACAUUGAUGUAGCUAUUUCUCAACUGAAGGGGCUGAAAAGCAAAGCGGGUGAUUAG
Molecule: messenger RNA, 1842 nt
Organism: Camelina sativa (false flax)
Lineage: Eukaryota; Viridiplantae; Streptophyta; Magnoliopsida; Brassicales; Brassicaceae
Source: RefSeq, a predicted model, not a curated record